AUGUCAAACCAGUAUCAGCAACCACCGCCACCUUCUGGCUCGGGUUUGUUUGACCACCAUGUCAAUCGGCUGAAACCGCUCGAAGGAUCUUUGAGUACGUCCCAGGCCGCAUCGCGGGCAUGUAAAGACCAGUGCUGGGACGAAGUCAAUGCAGGGGGCCUUCAUUGGGAGGUGAACCUUCAUAUCGCCCAUGGAGUGAGCCAGGUAGGCCCGGACCAACUCUGGGCUGGAAAGGAACAAGACAUGCUUCCGCUGGACCCCAUCAUAAUAGGAAAACGACGCCACGGGGUUCAACUGGAGGAUGUUCCCCUAGGCCUCCCUUUGAUCCGAUCUGUCCUCCGGCGGUCACACCCGGAGCAAUGGGAAUUGCGAGAAAUGGGGUUGCCUGUCACACCCGCAGGGAAGGUAAUUCAGCCUGGGUCACGGGAGUAUUUCCACCAUCUGGUGUCACCGCACCGGGAAAGGCCUCUUUGUUUGAGCGCUCGAGACUAUUGUGAUCACCAUGAAUACGAAAUCCUCACGUGCGCAUAUAUAACUGGAGCUAUUAUGAUGCAAUGUGAAGCAGUGGCAACGACAUUAGACGCGAAGCGAUGGUCAGUGUUGCAGCUGGCCCUGAAUGACUACCAAGACCCCCGAUGGGACGGGAUGCAUCGAGCUUUGUGGCGGAUCUGGACCUUUUGCAGGGUUUUCGGUUCCAACAAAGGGCGCGAAGAAGAUUGGCAGGGCCAGCGCGCCUGGCUCGAAGGCCAUGCCAUCCACAGUGAUGACGGAGGUGGCUUCGGCAUUUACCCUGGGAGCCUUCAGAGCGAGGUCCUCGACAAUCCUCCAGAAUCCUUCGGCUCUGGUAACCAGGGAGGGCUCAUGCCGGAGGAGUUGAAAGAUAUGAUGUUCAUCUGGAUUUGUCUCCAAUGGAUGUUACGGGCACGACUUCAAAGAGAUCCUCUACCAGAGCCUCUACGGCGAGACCACACGCAGGCCAGCUCGACGCUGAUUGAGAAGACUGCGACUGGCUGGAAAGUCACAGAUACCCUGGUUGAUUCGCUAUUAAGCCUUGGAUUGGCCGCUACCAGACAUCUCUUGGCCACUCACAGAGAACACCCUCUCCAAGUAGCCCAGAAUCUACAAUGGACCUCACGGCCCGUGAUCCUAAGACAAAAAAGGAGCCACGCAUUUUUACUAGAGGCUUGUCAGAGAAAGCUGCGGGAACGGGAAACAAAGGACCAUGGGUCAAGGUUACAGAAGGAAGACGGCUAUGAUGACGCCGUUGCAAGAAGUUUGCGGAACUACACCUUCUCACAUCGGAACCCUAACUUCAUGCUUGGCAGCCAGCGUCUGAAUCAUCAAGCAUCUGCAACCCAAAUCAGGAACCCCGCGGCAUAG
Penicillium antarcticum is the source of this 1380-nucleotide messenger RNA. RefSeq lists its product as uncharacterized. Lineage: Eukaryota; Fungi; Ascomycota; Eurotiomycetes; Eurotiales; Aspergillaceae. The coding region runs from base 1 to 1380 and encodes 459 amino acids. The transcript has 3 exons. The record is from RefSeq and is a predicted model, not a curated record.